AUGAAUGCCGGCAGCUCCGCCCAUGCAACCGCCGCCUCUUCAUCUUCCUCUCGGCGUUCAAACCGCUGGAAGUACGAGGUGUUCAUCAGCUUUAGAGGCAAGGACACACGCCUUACCUUCACAGACCACCUCUCCAUUGCGUUACGCAAUGCCGCAAUCUACACGUUUAUAGACUACCAGGUCAGAAGGGGGGAAAAUAUACAGAGCGAACUUGACCGAGAAAUCGAAGGGUCGAGGAUCGCCAUCGUUGUGUUCUCGAAGAGGUACGCUGAGUCCAGAUGGUGCUUGAGGGAGCUGUCGAAGAUCAUGAGGUGCCGAGAAGAUCAAGAGGGGAAAGUAGUCUAUCCAAUAUUCUACAAUGUUGAUCCUUCUGAAGUGAGGAAACAGAGUGGUAGUUUUGGGGAAGCAUUUCAGAAGCAUGAAAGGGAUGAAGACCCAAAUGAGGUCGAGCAGUGGAGAAAGGAUCUUAAGGCUUCUGCAGAUUUGGGUGGCCGGAAUCUUAAAACCACUGCGGACAGGCGUGAAGGAGUAUUUAUCCAGAAAGUUGUUGGGGACAUAAUCGGACUAAUAAAAACCAGCGACUCAAAAGAAGCCAAGCACUCAGUUGGAAUAGCUUUUCGCGUGGAAGAAUUCAGUACUAAAUACUUAGAUGUUGGAGGUUCACAUGAUGUUCAAAUAAUUGGAAUUUGGGGCAUGGGCGGCAUAGGUAAAACAACACUUGCGAGAACCAUCUGUAGCACACAUCAUCAUAGUUUCCGUGGUCAAUGUUACCUUGAAGAGGUGAGGAGUAAAAAGAAAAAUAUGGUUAGUUUGCAAGAACAACUUCUUCGAGAUAUUUUGAAACGGCGUGACAUUAAAAUAAGUAGCGUUGCCGAAGGGACCAAGGAGAUAGAGAAAAGACUUGGAAGCAUGAAGGUACUCAUCGUAGUUGAUGACAUAGAUGAUGCGGACCAAUUAGAUGAAUUGGCCAUAGAACAUGACUUGUUUGGUCCAGGAAGUAGGAUUAUUAUAAUAACAAGAGAUGAACAAGUGUUGAAUAUACAGAAGGUGGAUAAAAAAUAUAAGGCACAAACGAUGACGGAGGAAGAAGCUCUUGAACUCCUUAGUUGGCAUGCGUUUGGAAAUCAUUGUCCUGAUAAAGAAUAUAUUGAACUCGCAACAGAUGUUGUUGAUUAUUGUGGAGGAUUGCUGCUAGCUCUUAAAGUCGUAGGCUGUUUGUUGGCUACGAAAAAGAGUAAAAGCAUAUGGAAAAGUACAUUGGAUAAAUUGAGAAAUCUUCCACAUGGAAAAAUUCAUGAAACACUAAGAUUAAGCUAUGAUGGGCUAAGUGAUGAUCAUGUGAAAGGUGUGUUCCUUGACAUAUCUCAUUUCUUUAUUAACUGGAUUGGAACUCAUGUCAUGGCAAUAUUGGAUAGUUGCAGUCGCUGUUGUGUAGAAUCAGAAAUCCGAACUCUUCAAGAUCGAUGUCUUCUAGAUAUUGAUUCAGUAAUGUUUAGGAUGCAUGAUUUGAUCCGAGACAUGGGAAGAGAAAUUGUGCGGGCAGAAUAUGCUAUGGAACCUAGAAAACGUAGUCGAUUGUGGCAUCACGAAGAUGUAACAAGCGUGUUAAGAGACGAAUCUGGAACGGAAGCAAUUAGAGGGCUAACUUUAGUGUUGCCAGAAAAUUCUGAUGAGCAUCCCUUCCGCACAAAAGCGUUUAAGAAGAUGCGGUAUCUGAAAUUUCUCCAACUCAAUUAUGUAAAGCUCACAGGAAGCUACCGUCAUCUUUCCAACGAGUUAAGAUUUUUGUGUUGGCAUGGAUUUCCUCUAGAGGUCAUACCCGAAGAUUUUGAUUUACGAAACUUAGUUCUUAUUGACUUGAGCUACAGCAAGCUUGUCCGAGUUUGGGAGGAUUCCGAUCUGUUGCCGAAGAAGUUGAAGUUUCUUACGCUCGAUCAUUCCCGUAACCUGACUCAAUUACCAGACUUUUCAAAACUCCCACAUCUCGAGGAAUUGAGGCUCAAUGGCUGUAAGGGUGUGUCUGGGGGUUACCAUUUCUUUGCACAACUGAAGAUGCUUCAUGAUUUAGAUCUUAGAGACUGCAAUAUAACGGAUGAUGCUGUUCUUGAAAGCCUUCAGAGUCUACCUUCUUUAAGGACUUUAUUACUAGAUGGAAAUGGUUUUCAUAGGCUACCCAUCCUCAGUGGCCGUUCCCAGCUUGAAAUGUUAUAUCUAAAUCAUUGCACAAACCUUCAGGCAAUCCCAGAUUUGCCGAAGAGUUUGUUUUUACUGGAAGCAAAUUACUGCACUGAACUGGAAAUAAUGCCCGACCUUUCAGAGAUGUUGGAAAUGACUGAAUUGCAACUGAAAGACUGCCGCAAACUCAAAGAUAUUCCAAACCUGGAUAACUUCUUGUUCUACAUGCAUAGCCUUCAUAUGGAAGGGUGCACCAGUCUCACUGCUACUUUUAAGGAGAACAUCCUAUUGAAAUGGGAGGGGCAUGUAAUUGGUGAACUUUCUCUCUCUGUAAAUGAUAUUCCUUGCCGGUUACCCUAUGUCGCGCGAGCUGAUGAAACUGUCGAAAUUGAAGUGCCGACUACUUUUGAUUAUAUAGGAGGGUUGGCUGUGUGCAUCAUUUAUUCUUCGGACAACUCAGACUGUACUGGGUCCCUAUGCAUUCAUGUUGUUAAUCGUACCCAGCGAACAUGUUUUCACAUUUGGCCAAUGGUGACCACCGUAACUGCUUCCCAUGAAUGUUACCUUUGGUUGGGAAAUCUUGCAAACAAGAAGCUCAAUCUGAAAGGUGGCGACAAGGUUCGUGUGCAUGCAGACUUUAUAGAGGAUGAUCAUCAAAUUAAGGUGAAACAGAGGAUGAUCAUCAAAUUAAGGUGA
Messenger RNA from Pyrus x bretschneideri (Chinese white pear), 2871 nucleotides. RefSeq names its product disease resistance protein RPV1-like. The record is from RefSeq and is a predicted model, not a curated record. Bases 1 to 2871 code for a protein of 956 amino acids. The transcript has 5 exons. Gene Ontology annotation, biological process: signal transduction; defense response. NCBI's taxonomy places the organism in Eukaryota, Viridiplantae, Streptophyta, Magnoliopsida, Rosales, Rosaceae. Gene Ontology annotation, molecular function: ADP binding.